AUGAAUGAAAAUAUCCAUUGUCAAAUAUGUGGCCAACCCUGGGCCGCGGCGGAAAUGUUUUCAUUAUCAGAACCACUAUUGCAAGAAUGGUCAGCGGUUCAUGUCAUAUUAGACUGUUUUAGGCUUAGGGUGUCUGAGGAUUGUACGAAUAGUUUAUAUUGCAAACAUUGCAAGCAAGAUUUGAUAACGGCAUCCGUUUUGUUCAAGAAAAUACGCGAUUCGAAUCUCAAACUGGAAUCCAUCACAACUCUGGUAGAAGAAAUACCUAAGUUAGAAAUAGUGGAUCCAACAGACACAACGAUUGUUUCGAUUUUUAUUACUGAGACCGACGUCAAGACUGAAUCGGCUGAAGAAGGCUCUGAGCUAUUUAGCAACAUCAUCAACGAUAAAGGCAUUCCCGGAUGUGUUACCCAAUAUCAACAGCAGGAUUUUGCAGGAUCGAAAGAGCAACCAUUACUACAACAUGAUGGUGAACAUCCGAUACCCGUAGAAAACUGUGAAGAAGGUUCUAACGACACCGAACUAAGGUUGUCGAAAGAAUGGAAUGGAACUGUGAAAGCGUCCCGAAGGAUGAGUACACAUUCUGUUCGUUCGGACGAUGGGAUUUCAGCUUCCUCAAGUGAUUCGGAAGAAUCGGACUACGACGGUGAAGAUGAACAGCUGGAAAGAAAACGACUCUACUACGGUGUCAAACCUAAUUCUCAACCCAAGAGGUGCUGUGCAUGCAAAAACAUGCCUCUAGACACGCAGGAAAAAGUAGAGGAACAUUCCGUCAAGUACCAUCUAAAAAUGCGUCUGACAAAUCCGAAGGAUUUUGCUGGAAAAGUUUUUGAAUGCCUGACCUGCUUUAUGCGGUUUGAAACCAAGAAACUCUACUUGCAACAUCAACGUAAAAUGUACGUCGAUAUGUUGCAUCCUUGCAAGCAGUGCGACGUAGAGUUCGCCAACUUUUACGUUCUUCAAAAGCACAUGAAAAAUAACCACCAGCGAAAGCUGAAAAUUCACGAGCUGGAGGAGAUGCGAAUACAGAGCAAUAUUUGCUGUGGCUGUCGGGUCAAAUUUGGAUCCCAACAGGAACUGAAGGAACAUGCACUGAAAGUGCACCUGCCGAAUCGUGAGCUAAACUGUAGUGAGUCUACAGUAGAAUGUGAUAUUUGUUAUAAAAUUUAUAAGUCUGCUAAAUAUCUAAAAGAUCACAGGUUACGUUUCUUCAAGAAGAAAAACCUGAUAUGUUCUCAGUGCGGGCGCAGUUUUCGAGAACGCUCGCAACUGGAAGGCCACGAAGAUUCACAUCGAAACGUCCGAAAAUACGAAUGUCCCAUUUGUUCGGCUAAGUUUUCAAUGAAAGCAUCCUGGCAGGUGCAUGUCAAAUAUCACGAUGCAAAGGAAAAUUUUCACUGUGAAUACUGUGGAAAGGGUUUUCGAAAAAAGGGUCUUAUGAAAGCCCACCUACGUAUUCACUCUACCGAUCGACCUCAUAAAUGUCCCUUGUGCCCGUUAACCUUUACCCAGAAGAACCGACUUAAUUCGCACGUUCUGGAGCAUUCUGGUUUGAAAUCGUUCAAAUGUGAUCGAUGUCCCGCCUCAUACGUGCAUCAACGUGCUCUCCGGAGGCAUGUUCGUGACAAACACGAAGGAAUACAGACUUUCAAGUGUAACAUUUGCCCAAAAGGAUUCAUCGAGCAGAAGCCACUUCUAAUUCACCUAAAAACCCAUGAACGUAGCAGUGAGGCAACUUUCUCGAAAACUUGA
Messenger RNA from Sabethes cyaneus, 1752 nucleotides. RefSeq names its product zinc finger protein 658B-like. The transcript is spliced from 3 exons. Lineage: Eukaryota; Metazoa; Arthropoda; Insecta; Diptera; Culicidae. The record is from RefSeq and is a predicted model, not a curated record. Bases 1 to 1752 code for a protein of 583 amino acids.